This is a messenger RNA of Lytechinus pictus (painted urchin), 6532 nucleotides long. RefSeq names its product beta-1,3-galactosyltransferase 1-like. The coding region runs from base 40 to 1302 and encodes 420 amino acids. Gene Ontology annotation, molecular function: hexosyltransferase activity. NCBI's taxonomy places the organism in Eukaryota, Metazoa, Echinodermata, Echinoidea, Temnopleuroida, Toxopneustidae. The record is from RefSeq and is a predicted model, not a curated record. The transcript has a single exon. Gene Ontology annotation, cellular component: Golgi membrane.
UCUCUUCUUGAUGGGCGUCAUGCCAAUCGUUCAGACACCAUGCCUACUCAGUCGGAUGGGUACAUGAGGGCGCUGCAGGACCUGUCAACGUUCAUCGGAUUGACCCGUCACAGGCGAAUCAAACUCUACUUCCUUGCUAUGGUACUAUUCAAUGCAUGUCUCUAUUUCGCCAUCUACAGUGGACACAAAGAGGUCGUUACUGGGAGACAGGUCUCCACUUCAAAACCACGUGACAUAGGGGUCAUAGCGUCACGUGACCCGAGUAAAGUGGAAUGCGACCCGGAAGUCAUUAAAGACAUCGUACGACACCAUGGUCAAAAUGCCAAGGAACAGGAAGGGAAGCUGUGUCCCAAGAAUGCAAAUGCAGUGGAAGACUCCUCUCGGGGAUUUGUUUCAAGGUUUGUUAAAUGGUGGAAUGGCGGAUCAAACGACACCAGUAGCAAGCCCCGCAAGAGUCUCAGUGCUUCUCAUGACUACAAACUUGUAUUGAAUGAACCAGAUGCAUGUAGGACUGCAGACGGAAGUGUAUUUUUACUCGUGUGUGUCUUUACAAUCCAUUCGAAUUUCGAAAAGCGGAAAGCUAUCAGGGAAACCUGGGCUUCACAGAAAGCGGUGCGGGGUAAAGAAACGGUGACAGUCUUUAUGUUGGGUAAAACAACCAACGAAUAUCACCAAAGACUUGUAGAGUUGGAGAGCAAGAAACACGGGGACCUCAUCAUGGAAGACUUCGUCGAUUCCUAUCAUAAUCUUACUCUCAAAACAAUCAUGACGAUGAAAUGGUCUAGUCAGUACUGCGGCGAUGUGAAAUACGUCAUGAAAACAGAUGACGACAUGUUUGUCAAUUAUGACGCUUUAAUUACCCACCUCGUCGAUCCCCAGACACCACACACAAACUAUUUUGUUGGGAGUAAGUUCUCCGGAAAUUCUCCGAUUCGAGACCCUAAGAGCAAAUGGUACGUUCCCAAGAAGAUGUAUUCAAAUCCGCGUUACCCGACGUUCUGUUCGGGAACUGGGUACGUCAUGUCCGGUGACAUUCCAGCUCGCGCGUACAACAUGUCCUUGCAUACACGGUAUCUCUACCUCGAAGACGUGUACAUGGGGCUUUGUAUGAAGAAGUUGAAGGUAAAAAUGUCGGGGCAUUCAGGGUUCCAUAUCGAUGACGUACCCUACAAGUACUGCACGUAUAAGCGAUUGAUUACAACGCAUGGGAAAACGACGACGAUGAUGUACAGAAUAUGGGAAGACCAAAAAUCUCGUGCUGGAUCCAUGUGUGCUGGCAUCCACAAGCCACACGUCAAAUAGCCAGUGCGUUGGAGAAAGGGUUUACGUCCCCGCGUUAACAAGAACCGACCUUUCAUAAUUUAUAUCGAGACCACCAUCUCCACCAAUAUCAUCGUAUGGUCUACCGGAAUGAUGAUGUAGCUGUCAGGCCAAGGAUGCGCUGGUAUGGGUCGGGUGAACUUGAAAAUUAAACCCUUGUAUCGCGACGUUCGGCCAGCGAUAGGAUCGAACGGUCACCACAUAGUACUCGCCUCCGUUCCUCUCUCGACAAGCCCGUGCGCACAGAUGCUAUUUCCAGCGUAUCACGUGGAAUUAAAAUGCAGUACAUAAUACCAAUCUAUGAUACCGCGGGAGAAUGCAAUUCCCCCCUCUGACACACACACACACACACACACACACAUAUAUAUAUAUAUAUAUAUAUAUAUAUAUAUAUAUAUAUAUUGUUGCCUAUCACGCUUGCCAGAAUAGGUUGUGCACAUAAUAGAAGGCCUCGUGUAUUUUGAAGAAAAAAAAACAACCUGAAAUGUUCUUGAUUGUUAUAUGUACAAUCCUCACUAAAACAAGUAAACACUAUAUUUAGGUGCUAAACUUGCAAUAUAUCUCUCUUACACAAAGAAUGCAUUCCCAAAAUAUGUAUUUUAUUAUAAACGUCGUGUCAAAUCGAUCGCAUAUCGCAAGUGGUUUAGAUUGGGUUUGUUAACAAACUUUGUUAAAGAUUUUCUCAAUGUCCUCUGUAUAUGAGCUAUAUGUGUCUCUUGGAUGUAUUUGUUUACAGCUUCCAUUGUGACAGGGUCCGGGGACAGGGUAAAUGGUGAUAAUAAUGAUGAUUGGUGACCUCCAUAAGAGUGUAAAUACAUGCAUGUACCUCAUCGAAGUAAAAUUAUAUUAUGUAUCGAUUAAAAUUCCAAAGAUAUUUAUAUUAUCACGACCCAUACGUAGGAUGUUUGGUCGGAGGAAAGGUCGGAGGAAGGGUCGUAGUUAGUGCCCCUCUUGACAGAGUUAUUCCUACCUUCCUCCGACCAAGAUACUCUCACCUCCGACCAGGAAUGUUAAUCCAUGCUUAAUAGAAUUUUAAUCCUACUAGGAACCCAGGUCUGAACGAGGCUUGUGUUGCCACUGGAUGUUGCUUCUAUGGGCGCGUCGUGGUCUAGUAGUUCUGAGUCGCCUUUCAAACAGAGGGUCGUGGGUUCGGAUCCUAGCCGUGGCGUGUUUUCCUUCAGCAAGAAAUUUAUCCACUCUGUGCUGCACUCAACACACUCAGGUUAGGUAAAUGGGUACCGGCAAGAAGUAAUUCCUCAAAAAGCUGUGUGCACCUGGAUCGGUAGCCUAGCUUAUAUAGCCGGGUAAUAAUAAUAGCAGGGCCCGCUGGGAGAACAGUUUUCGGAACUGAAGUGGUUACCCUGGGUAAAUAUACCGUUAUUUUUUAUGAACAUGUGGGAAGAGUUACAAUUGAUAUGAUCAACCAUUGAAAGCUAGCAACGUCAACAUCUAAAUUGCAUAUUUUGUUCAAAAUAUUUUCUAGAUUAUGCUUAAUAUUCUUACAUUCAUUGUUUUCUAGACAAUUUAGUUAAUGAGGAGAGUCAGUGGUCUAACAAGUUAUUGCUGGUCUUUGUUUACACAUGACAUUGCGCAAAGUUUAUGUACAAAAAAAUUAUGCCGUUGAUGGAUUUCCAUAUAUACAGUUGAGGUUAAUCGGAUCAAUCGUAACUCUUUGAAAGAUGGGUAGAGCCUCACUUGCUAUAUUUCGGUGGUAGUUGAGGCGUUUUCUUCCGAAUCAUACAAAUGUGGCCGUAAUUUCGUACGUAGGUUGUAACACUGGUGCUGAUUUCAUCGAAGAGGUUAUCUUGGCCUGAUCUUUCCACUUAAUAGUACUGUUGCAUAAUAAAUAAAAUGCGCCUAAUAUUUGGUAAUACUGACUCUAUGGCGCGUUAAGGCGACCGCACACCUUACGAUUGGUCUGCGACCCGAUUUUGGAAUAAAACCUAGUAGAAUUUGAUGCUAAUAUGGAGACAUGGAAUAUCUUACUGUGUAACGUUCGAGAACAUAGUACGAAUACCUAUGUUCAAAUCUGUGACUAUGCUAUCAUCCUUAGAAUAAAAGCAAAUUUAAUAUCUAGUCGUAAUGACGUCAUAGCAGUCGUACGAUUGGCUACGAUUUGAUACUAAUUUUGCCUUUACUCCAAAAUAAAGGCUUGCAAUCUUUGAAAAUGGUUAUAUUAGUAUUCUUUCUAUUAAUUUAAACCUAAAAUAAAAUGAUACAUGUAUGUUCAAUUCACAUCUUUAGAAAAUGAGCAAAAUGCGAUUUGUUCCAAAAUCGGAUCGCGAACAGUCGUAAGGUGUGCGGUGGCCUUUAUAAACACUGUAUUAUAUCGAUUACAUACAUUUUGUUUGAACAAAGUACAUGUAUGUUAUACUAUGGCUAUUUAAAAGGGUAUGUUGCGGUUGUAUGUAUUUUUGUCAUAACGAUUUUGAAGUUUUCACGUAGGCCAUCCUUUUCAUGACUUUUAGAAUUAUAGUGAGAUAUUUUACUUUGAACAGAACAUUGGGGCGGUGGCCCUUCUAUUGUGUAAAGUACACUCUAAAAACAAAUCAGUCAAAAAUGACUAGUUAAUAGGGUCAGCUGGGUGCAACUGUUAUUCUAGUCAUAUUUGACUAUUUUGUAGUCGUAUUUUACUAGGACAGUGUUAUUUCUAACUAGAAUGUAUGUCAAAAAUGUGACUAGCAUAUCAGUUGCUCCCAGCUGACUACUUGUCUAGUCAAUUUGACUGAUUUGUUUAAGAGUGUAGUAGUGCGCAGUAAAUAUAAAAACAACAGCAACACACACACGCACACAUAAACGCGCUUUGAAUUUAAUACUUUAAUAUUUUAUACAACCAGCUUAUUGAAGAUUGAAUAUAUAAAAAAAUUGUUUUUUAUGUUUUAAAGACUUAUUUAAAUUCUGAAACAAGUACUGUAAAGACGAUAGUAAAUUGCAUUGUAUAGGCCUACAUAAAAAACAACAACAACGUUUUACUGUGUGAGAGAAGAGGGGAAAGAGAAGGAAGGAAAGGGAAAUAAAGAAGAGUUAAAUAAGAAGAAUUGUUUGGUUCAUGUAACGCUCAAUUACCCUUAUAGUGAUGUAAAAUUGAUCAGUAUUAUUGGUGUCUUGUCAGUUAAAGGAGUGGUUCCGGCUGAAAGUUAUUUCUAAACCAAAAGAACAAGAGUCAACUCGGAAAAUACUAAGAGUUUCAUUAAAAUCUGAUGAAAAAUGUUUAUUAUUUAAAUGUAAUUUGAAAAUUGGGUUAUAUCGUGUGAAUCAGUUACAUUUAUGCGGCCACGAAUAUACAAUAGCUGGCUGAUGAUGUCACGUCCCCACUUUUUUCGUGUUUCAUGAAAUUAGUAUUAUUUCAAACUUUCAUAUACAUGUGUCUAAAACAUGUCUCCAGUCGUAACGAAAUCAGAAAUGAUUAUCUGACACAAUAUUAACAUUCUAUGGGAAAAGAAAAUGAAUACGCAUAUACAUGUAUGAGUAGGGAGAUGACAUCAACUUGCUCAUUGAAUAUUCAUGAAGACACAUUUAGAACGGUUAACAAAAAUAAUGUAAAACUUUGAUAUGUCAGAAAUCUAACAUUUCUGUUAUUCCUUGCCCAGUGAAUUUUUGUGAAAUUUUCAGCGUUUUGUAUUGUGUUCAGCCCGGAAUGCCCCUUUAAGAAGAUAUGUAAUAAUGAUUGGGUUCAUUUGCAUAUGAAUCAAUAUUGACUCGAUGUAUCUAUGGCAUGCCUCACUCCUCACAGUAUUAAGUAUAAACGAAGAAGUGAGAGCGCUACGAAUUACAUGUGUAUUAAUCAUCAAUUUUUUGUUAGAACAGGUGUCUUGUGAGUUUUGUAAUCACUCCCAUGUGAAACAGAAUUAAUACCAAGUGUUACGUUGAACAUUUAAAUGAAAUGGAAAUCGAAAUGACAUAGAGUUGUGAAACAAUGACCUUCAAUGAAUUAUGUUUGCAGUUGGACUGUCUUUUUAAGAUAAGAUGGGAAUAGAUUUUUUUUUCAUAUGAGACUUGAGGUGCCAGCAGAAUUACACUAUAAAAGUAUGCGAUUGGUUUCACGUUCGUAAUGAAACCACUUUAAAUGUCAAUUCCCAGAAACCACACAAUAACGCUUGGAAAUUUACUCCCAACGAUUUAUUCUAGGUGAAUAUUGCGGUGUGAAAAGUAAUGGGAAAUAAAUUAAUAAUUAUCUUGUAUAUUGUAGCCUAAAUUUGGCAUCAUUUGGGUGUAAUGGCCAUGUAGGGAUCCGUUAUUGAAUGAGAAGUUAAGGUCUUGAGUUGGCAAUGUUCAAAAUGGCGGACUGCAUAUUUAAGGGGGAAACAAGGGGGGGGGGGGUUACGGGGCCUUGGGUGCAUGCACUAGGCCGAAUUCCUUAUAUUUUCUUUUAAUCAAAAUGUUUGUCUACGUCAGUUGAAUACUUCAGGGUUAGCCCAUCAUUCAAUGUAAGCGGAAAUUAUACUAUAGCUUAAUCCAUUUGACUAUAUAAGUUACGAUCAAUAACAAUUAAUUAUUAGAUUAAAAAAAAUAUGUGACAAAAUCGGGCACGUGGGAAGACCCAAACAAUACAGCCUGCAAACCAAUAUAUUUGUAAAAUGGUGGAUGUCUGUUUUUAGAGGACUUUGAAAUGUUGGUGGUCUGAUACUUUAACAGUUUCCAUUGGAGAUGCGUUUCUUUCUAUACAAUGAAUAAGAUAAUAUAGAAUAAUAAUAAGAAAAGGGUUGACGGUUUAUUUAAAGCUAGGACUAUACAUUUUCAAUGUACUUUUGUGAUAUUAUUCCAAAAUUGGAAAUUUUGAAUUAUUAUUUCAACAAUGUUGUGUGAACAUUUUGGAGGAAACAUUGACUCAAUGUGUUUCCUCCAAAUGAUCAUUUUUUGAGAGAGAAUAUAUAUGUAUAAAUAUAUACACUAGUAUAUAAUUAUGACAGGGUUUGAAACUGUAAACGUCAAUUUGUUGGACAUAAGUUUAGUAAAGUAUAAAGCAAUAUUGAAGUUCAUGAGUACAAUUAUCAAUUAUAUGAAUAUGCUUAGCUUAAUAUGUUGGUGCUGAAAUUCUAGCCAUGGCUGAUCUAGUAUUACAAAUCUCCAUGAAAGUUAAUGUCAUACAUGUAAUUAUGUCUCUGAAAUAAAUCUUAGCCAUACAAUUUUGCCACACCCGCUGUGUACAUGUAUCCAUAUUUGUGCCUUUUAUGUCUAAUAAAUUAAACUAUAAAGCUUUAUGAAUAUUUCA